AUGGGUAUGAAGUUUUUUGCCAAUGCAAUAUCUGUGUACAGAAAUUAUUGCAGCCAUAGUUUUAGCAAUAGCAUUGUUCAAAAGGCUUACGAGAGUGGAAAUAAGGUCAAGAAGAAUAAACCCAAAGUCCAUAAAGCCAAAAUUAAAUUGACUGAUGAACAGAAUAAUGUGUUAGAUCAUGUUCGUGAUGGCCUUUCCGUGUUUAUUACUGGCUCUGCAGGGACUGGGAAAACAGUUUUGCUAAAGCAUAUAAUCAAAAUAUUGAAAAAGACUUAUGGAGAGUCAGGGGUUUUUGUGACUGCAUCCACUGGGAUUGCAGCAUGCGCUCUUGGUGGACAGACACUGCACUCGUUUGCUGGUAUAAGAAUUGGUGAUGGUAAUCGUGGAAUGUUGCUAGAUUUGGUUUUAAAUGAUAGGGAGGCUCGUAGAAGGUGGAAUAAGGCACAAGUGUUGGUUAUUGAUGAAAUUAGCUUGGUGGAUGCGGAUUUGUUUGACAAACUUGAAUAUAUAGCAAAAACUGUUCGUGAAUCGGAUAAGGUGUGGGGUGGAAUUAGGCUUGUUGUGAGUGGGGACUUUUUUCAGUUACCUCCCAUUUUUAAGGGUCAUGAUCCAUCACGCAAAGAAUUUGCCUUUGAAGCUGAUUGUUGGGAUGCAAGCUUUGAUAUACAGGUUGAGCUUACCAAGAUUUUUAGGCAAUCAGAAAAUAGGUUCAUUAAAUUACUUCAGGGUGUUAGGAGAGGCAACAGUGAUCCUGAAGACUUGCAGUUUCUAAAACAAUCAUGCUCAGCCUCUGAGCCUCAUCCGUCGGCGGUACGGCUCUAUCCAAGGAUUGAUGAUGUGAACAAAGUAAAUGAGGAGAAAAUGAAAGCCUUAUCUGAGGAACAGGUUAUCUAUGAGGCUAUUGAUCGAGGCAAAAAGCCUUGGAAGAGGCAGCUUGCAUUAGGGCUAGCUCCUGACAAACUUGUACUGUGCAAAGGCGCAAGGGUAAUGCUGAUAAAGAAUUUGAAUGUUAUGCAUCGACUUGUGAACGGUGCAACUGGUAUUGUCACUGGAUUCACAGAGACAAAGGGUGGCACGGUCGUAAGUCCUGACAAUCUCUUGCCAGUUGUCAAAUUUGAUUCAGGCCCAGAAAUGGUUAUUGAACCACAAAAGCGGUAUGUAAUGGUAGGAUCAAGGCCUGUUGCUUGGAGACUGCAAUUACCCCUUGUCUUGGCAUGGGCUCUAAGUAUUCAUAAGUGUCAAGGAAUGAGUCUUGACCGUAUUCAUACUGAUCUCUCUAGAGCUUUUGGGUAUGGUAUGGUUUAUGUUGCACUUUCCCGUGUAAGAAGCUUAGAUGGCCUUCAUUUAUCUGGUUUCAGUCCCUCGAAGAUUAAGGCUCACCCCAAGGUUUUGGAGUUCUAUAGUCAUCUUGCAUGA
Messenger RNA from Theobroma cacao (cacao), 1416 nucleotides. RefSeq lists its product as uncharacterized. Gene Ontology annotation, molecular function: ATP hydrolysis activity; DNA helicase activity. Gene Ontology annotation, biological process: DNA repair; telomere maintenance. Lineage: Eukaryota; Viridiplantae; Streptophyta; Magnoliopsida; Malvales; Malvaceae. The record is from RefSeq and is a predicted model, not a curated record.